AUGAUAAGUAAAUUUUCUUUGGACCCAAUUCACCUCAUUGAUUUGAGCGUGACAAAGAAAUGCUUGACAUACUUCACAAAAACUCAUUAUCAAGGCCUUAUUCCUGAUGAUAUUUAUGAAGAGAUAUUACGUCUUCACAUUGGUUAUAGCAUUUUGUCGAGCCCCAAACAUGCCAAUGAAUUGAUGAAUAUUGCUGAUGAACUCCUUAAGCUGUUUGUGGAAAAUUUUGGCCAAAUUUUUGGAGACGCGACCGUUACAUUUAAUGUUCAUAAUUUUGUUCAUUUAGCCAAAUGCGUGAAUGAUUUUGGCAUAACAUCAUCUUUUUCGGCCUACAGUUUUGAAAAAUUUUCAUACCAAAUCAAACGAAAAAUAAGAAAACCCACAAAAAAUCUUGGAGCAAAUUAA
Messenger RNA from Stomoxys calcitrans (stable fly), 405 nucleotides. RefSeq lists its product as uncharacterized. The transcript is spliced from 2 exons. The record is from RefSeq and is a predicted model, not a curated record. NCBI's taxonomy places the organism in Eukaryota, Metazoa, Arthropoda, Insecta, Diptera, Muscidae. Bases 1 to 405 code for a protein of 134 amino acids.